GUGUGUGAGAGUGUAUCUGGUAUUCCUUAUGUUGUUUACACACAUUAUGGGGACUUGUCUUCCUUAUGCCCCCAAGUCCCCAUACACUUUUUAAGUUGAAGACAUGUUUUAGGGUCAAGGUUAGAGUUAGGUAAAGGUUAGGGUAAGUCUUCAGGAAAUGAAUGUCUGUCAAUUCAAUGUGCUGUCAAUGUGUGUGAGUGAGUGAGUGAGAGAGAGAGAGAGAAAGAGAGAGAGAGAGAGAGAGAGAGAGAGACUUGUGAAACUUGUGCCGCGGUGUAACUGUGUCAAUCGUCAGUGAGAGAGCAGAGAGAGAGGAUCAUGCAGCGGAUAAGCUUUUCACCUCCUCCUCCUCCUCCUCAUCAUCAUCACACGAAUCCCGCCAUGCCCAGCUGAGGAACGAUGCCAUCCAACAACAGCACGGUGCCAGACCCAGCUCAGGACUACACCUGUGUGCGCUUCUACGUCUCCACCGCGUCCUUCUCGCUGCUCCUCUUCUUCAACCUCAUCAUCAACUGGACCAUCGUUCGCGAGGAGCGUCUGCGGACUCGUGUGCGCUACGUGCUGAUCUUCCACCUGCUGGUGUCCGCGCUCGUCUACCUGGGCAUGAGCAGCGUCUUCUACUACCAGAUCCACCUGCACGCGCGGCCGGGACGCGGCGCGUGUCUGCUCAUGGUCACCGUGUUGAUCACCAGCGCCUCCAACGCUCUGCUGACGCUCACGGUCAUGGCUCUGGACCGUUACUGCGCCGUGUGCCACCCGAUGCGCUACAGUGUCACCUGCACGGCGGGGCACUGGCCGUGGCUGCUGGGGCUGUUCACGUGGCUGCUGGCCCUGGUCAUCCCUCUCAGCCUGCUCCUCCACUUCCGCGGGGAGGACGGCUUCCCCCAGUAUGGCGAGGAGUGUGGCCCGGAGCAGCUGAGGGUGGGCAGGCUGCACAAGGUGGUGUUCAUCGGUUUGUGCACGGUGCUGAUUCUCUACACCUAUGUGCGGAUACUUAUUGAGGGACGGAGGAUAGGAGUGCUCAACCGGCGCAAUCGCGCCGGGUGCAGGACCAUCGCCCUGCACGGCUCUCAGCUGGCUGUUUACAUCCUCCCCAACUUUGUCAACUUCAUCCUGUCAUCGCUCAACAAGCACGGGCUGAUCCACACGCCCACCAAAGAGCUGUCAGCAGUAGUAAUCUUUGCCUUCUUCAGCCUGGCGCAGUGCGUCGCGCCAAUUGUUUACGGUUUGCGCAAAGAGGAACUCAUGGAUCAGUUGAGUCACAGGUUCCCCUGCUGCUCCCGGUACUUGAAGAGUGUCCUGGGCUGGACUUUGAGAGCCAGCUGGCCGCAGCACCCACAACACAGAACACGGGAGAGAACACUGACCGCUCUGACCAUCCUCUCCCAGGACGUCCCACAAGUCCCUGUGGAGGAUGAGGAAACAAGGCCAGUGUCUGACUCGUGUUUCGCACAUGACUCACACUCAUGUCAAGGAGAUACAGACAAUGCCUGAUGGGGGGGGGGCGGGGAAAGUGUCUCAAUACGAGGAUCCCUAGAGGCACUGGAACGUCUGGCGUUCUGAGCCUAAGAGGAACAAAAGAGGAAGCUCCUUGGACUUCAUGAGUGCAGUCAGUCAGGGGAGGAUGUAAAACAGCAGUGUUUUUGUUUUGCUCCAUUGUGACCUUUGGCCAAGUCAUGAACAAACACGCAGACUCUCAGACCAACUGCAGAGCACAGCGUUGCUUUCAGGAGAAGUGGUUAGUUCUCUAAAAUGUGACUUUUCCUGGCAGGUCCAGGGAUAUGAACCUCAAGACUUCAGGUCAGAGGUCAUUCAUUUCAGACCUCUGGGUUAGGAGCAGUGCUGCAUUGUUUCACUGUGAUGGAGAACGGUUGUGUUUCUCAUGUGUUCAUAACCUUGUGGAUAUUAAAAGCUGUUUAGUCGGAUGGACUUGAUCCACUUGAAUCUUUGAACAGCGCCCUGUGAUUUCCAUGGAGGUCACAUUGAAGGUUUUGAGUCAACACUAACAAAAUCUGCAUAUGAAGUCAUAACCACACUGGCUUUAGAAAUAGUUGCUCUUUUGUCCAUAGUAGAUAAGGACAGCUGAACCACAAAAGUGUUUUUUUGAGGCUCAGGAAAAAAGAAGAAAAAGGGCUUUUUAAUCCGAUUAGAUCAUUUUAUAGGCAUACAAACUUUUUUUUAAAUCUGAUGUGAUCCGAUCUAAUUAACAGAGAACAGUGACUAAAAAGGCCUAAAUCUGACACAAAUAGUGAUUGAUAAUAAUCUGAUUAACACAGCGCUUUCUCCCCUGCACAUUACAGCACCUUAACUGAUCUGAUUUUAAUAAUAAUUUGCACUUGUAUUGGAAAUAGCAAGCCUAAUCAAACAUUAAGACAUGAUUCAAAUCAAAUUCACAUUAGAUCUCAAAACAUGUUGCAGUUUCUAUUUCUAUUUCAGUUAAUAUCUGAUUGUGGUGUAUUUGACAUUUCCUGUUUGCCUAGUAUUCUGAUAAGUUCACUACAUCCUGGCUUCAAGCUAACACUUACUUAUGGCGCAUUUCCACCGGCUCUACUCGCCUCGGCACGGUUUAAGUAGCGUUUCCACGAGCCUAGUACCUGGGCGUGCUUAAGCAGGUACGAUGCGAUGAUUGGUCAGACUGCCGGCCGCUGACUGGCCAGAGUCCCGUCACAGGAAGAGACGUCCCACACAGGAAUCAAGCCGAACAGCGCCGAACUGUAGAUCACUUAAAACUACUUAACAAAUCCUAAAAACGUGGGUUAACCUCCAACAACUACAUAAGUGUGGUGUAAAGUCGUGUGUGUGUCUUUACCGCAGUUUCACUCAGCCGUGCAUUGAUGACUCCGCCCACGUUAAGUAGGUACUUUUUCGUAGUGAAGAUGCAACCUAAUCGUGCCGUGUCGAGGCGAGUAGAGCCGGUGGAAAUGCGCCAUUAGACUUGUUAGAUUUGUCAAAGUGUUUAGAGCUGCAACGAGAAAUUAUUUUACGGAUUAGUGACAAGACACUGACUUUAAUUGACCAAAAAACUAUUUCAUUAUGCUUCAGUUUGUCCAGCUCACUGUGUCAAACCAUAAACACAAAGAUAUUCAAUUGACAAUGAUCCACAAUUAAAAAGCUGAAUCAAAGACUGAGACUGGUACGACUCUUACACUAGCAGUGCUGGUUUAACUGUUAGCAAGCGUUGACAAAUAGAGAUCGAUGGUCCUUAACCUUCAAAUUCAACAUCAAACUGAAUUCAAUGGUCUUUAAUAAAGUCUAAAGUCAAAGAAAAUUUGGCAAAACACAUGAAAUUGUCUUCAUUUAACUUGCUAACGUUAGUCUGAUUAACUUCCUUUAUUUCAGGAAAGGACUGAAAAUGCAAACUUCCAUCAAAGCAGCUCAUCAUGCUUCCUCACCUUCAGUAUUUACUAAAGUUAUAUCAUCAGUGGAAAGUGUCUACAGGAAAGCAGAGAAACCCAUUUUGUUCAACGUGCUGAACUCUCAAUCAGACGGGGCUCUCGAUUGCAGGGGGAAUUCACAACACUUUAACCACACGUCUCACGAAGCGGUCACGCACACACACACAGAGAGAGAGAGAGAGAUCAUCACCAUCGCCUCUCACUCACUCAGGCAACACUUGAAGUCUGUGUAAGAGCAGGAGGAAGGAGUUCCUGUUAUUAAUUUCACAGCAGCACUGAUGGCACAUCAGCGAUGUGGUGACAAAGCCCUGACUGGCAUUCCAGUAAACUCUCGGCUGCAGAAGUGAAAGCAACAUGUAAAUUAUUCUACAGAAAAAAGGAAGCAAGUUGAGCAAGAAGGGGCAGUCUUUUUUUCUUUUCUUUACAGGGUUUAAUCU
Solea solea (common sole) is the source of this 3832-nucleotide messenger RNA. RefSeq lists its product as uncharacterized. Bases 400 to 1494 code for a protein of 364 amino acids. NCBI's taxonomy places the organism in Eukaryota, Metazoa, Chordata, Actinopteri, Pleuronectiformes, Soleidae. Gene Ontology annotation, molecular function: G protein-coupled receptor activity. The transcript is spliced from 2 exons. Gene Ontology annotation, cellular component: membrane. The record is from RefSeq and is a predicted model, not a curated record. Gene Ontology annotation, biological process: G protein-coupled receptor signaling pathway.